GGAGGAGAGCUGCUGUACAGAGGGGUGGAGAGCUGCACUUCCCUGUCUGGGAGAAUUCACUGUGUGUGCAAGUCACAAUUGAAAGGAAGCACCAUGGCUUUCCCCCUGGCUUUAGCCAUGUAAUAUUGUCCGCCUUUCCACGGCUAUCCCAGGAAGGAUUUUGCACCGUUUCUGCGCUCCAUUCUCCCUCUCCUCCCUCCUUCCACUCUUCCUGGUCUUUGCUGGAUAUAUAUUCUUUUGGAAAAGAACCUCCGUCAUGAUUGAUAGCAGUAAAAAGCAGCCGGGUCUUACGGAGAUUAUUCCUGACGGGGAUUUUGAUCCAUUGAAAGACAAGGAAUGUCUUGAUGCAAACAACCAGAAAAGUCUGAAGGAAGGAGUUGUCCCUUUGCUGACUGCACAAACCGCACACUUCUCUAUACGAAGCAAGCACCAGGAAACAUUGCUUCAGCUGCGUCUGCAACAAAGGCGAACAAGAGAACAACUUGUAGACCAGGGCAUCAUGCCACCGUUAAAAAGCCCUGCCGCAUUUCACGAGCAGAUCAAAAGCUUGGAGCGUGCCAGGACUGAGAACUUCCUGAAGCACAAGAUUCGUAGUCGUCCAGAGCGGUCCGAGCUUGUGAGGAUGCACAUUUUAGAAGAGACACAUGCCGAGCCGUCCCUGCAGGCGACACAAAUGAAAUUAAAGAGGGCACGACUGGCAGAUGAUCUCAAUGAAAAGAUUGCUCAAAGACCUGGACCAAUGGAGUUGGUUGAAAAGAACAUCCUUCCCGUGGACUCCAGUGUUAAGGAAGCUAUUAUAGUUGGCCAGCCAGAUUUUCCUGAAAACACAGAUGCUUUCUCAUUUGAUGAAGACAGUGAUGCCUUUUCACCGGAACAGCCAGCAAGCCAAGAAUCUCAGGGAUCAGCAGCUUCUCCUGGAGAGAUCAAGCUCAGCGAAUCCGCUUCUCCUACAUCCAACAUUAAUAUUCAGUGCCAAGCAGUACAUUCGCCUCUGCCAGAUUUUUUCAAGCCUGUUCCUGCCAUUGAACCCCCUACACGCCUCCCUGCACCAUGUACGAUCUUGAAACCUGGGCCAGCACUGGUUAAGAACUCAAUGGAGGCAGCAUACAGACCAGUAGGCACUCUGUGUGCCACCAUGCAAAGUCAACCGAAGAGUGCAAACGACAAGCCACGCAGUAAGAAGUCAAAGGAGCCCAAACCACGGGUGAAAAAGCUGAAAUAUCACCAAUAUAUUCCCCCAGACCAAAAAGGGGAGAAGUUGGAACCCGAGAUGGACUCCAACUACGCCCGUCUCCUGCAACAACAGCAGCUCUUCCUCCAACUACAGAUCCUGAGCCAGCAACAGCAACACUACAACUACCAGACAAUCCUACCAGCACCACUCAAGACGUUGAAUGACAAACCAAACAAUGGAAACUCCAUAACCAGCAAUGUGAAUACCAGCGCAUCCUCUGCCCAGAACACCACCAACCGGCAGAACAGCAUCACAUUUAAAAAGGCAGGGCCGCUACCUUCCAAUCUGGAUGACAUGAAGGUGGCAGAACUUAAAAUGGAGUUGAAACUGAGAGGUUUGCCAGUAUCCGGGACGAAAACGGAUCUCAUUGAACGUCUGAAGCCGUACCAGGAUUUAAACAAUAAUGGUGUUAGUGCUAAUAGUGCCACAGCUGUAACCACCACCGCCACCACUACAGUUCCCAGUAGUGGUGCCGGCGAAGCUACAAUCGCAUAUACCACUGCUGUUGUAAGUAAUUGCGCACCCAGUUUGUGUUCAGAUGUAACAUCCACUUCAAAUGGAAGCAACCCACCAACUUUAGAUGGCAUCAACUCUCCAUUACCCAUGUCGCCUACCCCAUCCGAACAAUCCAACUUUAGUACUGAAGACGCUACCAUGACAGACACCUUUGCAGAGAUUAUGACCAUGGUGUCUCCAUCCCAAUUUAUGAACACCUCACCUAUGAAGAUCAGUAUAAAUGAGGAUAGCAUGGGGUCAGUCACCGUAACCACUACAAACAUGGAUUUGGAGGCUGCAGAGAAGGACCGCAAGCUUCAGGAGAAAGAAAAGCAGAUUGAGGAGUUGAAACGUAAACUGGAGCAGGAGCAAAAGCUUGUGGAGGUGCUGAAAAUGCAGCUUGAGGUGGAAAAACGUGGCCAGCAACAACCAUGCUCUAAUGUUCUGGUAAAUGUGGAUCAGAAGCAUUUUAAUGCAAAAGUUAAAGAGGAAAACUCCAUAUCUGACUGCCAGAGUUCCACCCAGACCGUUCUGAGCGGUCACUUGAUAGGACAGCCCACAGUGACCACUGGCGGCCAGAGUAUCAUUGCCAACAACACUGUAGUCAUCAAACAAGAAGUUCCCUUGGCCAACCAUGAACAUCAAAAUAUUAUCCAGCAGUUUUAUGUGACAUCUCAAAGGACACCUCAGGCUACAGUGGUGGCACAGCCUCAGGCACUACUAACUACACCAACAGCCCAGAUUCUGCUGCCGGUCUCCAUCAAAACCACCAAUGCAAUGCAGCUGUCCAUGGUUCAGGCCCCAGCACAAGCACCAAGUACAUCUCAGCCUUCGGUUCUGAAUUCUACCCCUGCUACUCUGGUCCAGGCACUGUCCUCUCAGAAACCUCCUACAUCAGUGGCACAGGAGAAGUUUACGUCACAUAUGCUCAACCAGAACCCGCAACCCAGAAAGGUAUGUCCACCCACAACAUCAAACAAUGUAUUUUCCUAUCCGCAAACCCCAGUCACUUCAGUUCCAUCGUCGCUCAGCAGUAACGUAUUGACUACUUCUCAGUCUGCAAGAACACCGCCAACUGCGCCAGUACAGAACGGGCAGAAAUCACUUCAUGAGUCCAGUGCCACAUCCCCGUCCCAGUACAUUGUCCAGCAUUCUGUGUUUAACAGCUCAGCUGCUAAAAAUAAAGACCCUCCACGCUAUGAAGAGGCCAUCAAGCAGGCACGUAAUAUUCAGCCUCAAUCUCACACCGAGGUAACGAAUGCACACAGCCAGCAGAUGGAUGACUUGUUUGAUAUACUCAUCAAAAGUGGAGAUUGCCGACUGUAUUCAGCAGAAACCAGGGGAACUGUGAAUGCAGCUCUGCUCUGUAAAGCAGACUGUAACCCAGAAAUUUCUCCUCUAAUUAAAGAACAACCUUCGCCAAUAUCAAAGAUGAGACCUGUUACUGCCAGUGUAACCACUAUGCCAGUGAACACGGUAGUAUCAAGACCACCACCACAGAUACAUGUAGCCCCUCCAUUGUCUUUAGAACCAACAAACAGUCUGUCACUUAGCUUAGAAAGCCAACUGGAGGCAUUCUUGGAUGGAACCCUACCACCAGGAACUAACAUUCUUCAUCUAGACAGCCAUAGUGAUGGCAGAGAUACAUUUUCUCUAAUUGAUGACCUGAACAAUGAUCUUCACAGCAUACUGGACCAUGAUUCGACCCCUAUGGAGACCACGGACACCCCAUUCACUGCAACCAGUUGCUUAUCUCUAGACCUCCAAGACACAAACCUGGACAACAUGGAAUGGCUGGACAUUACUAUGCCAAAUUCCGCCUCUUCUCUUACUCCUUUAAGCUCCACCAUCCCAAGCAUGUUCUCCACUGACUUUUUGGACACUAAUGACUUGCAGUUGCAAUGGGAGUAAACAUUUACUGUAGAUCUCGGAUUUUACUUUGAAAAAUCUAAGCUGGAAAAUGGUUGUAAUUGCAGCAGUUACACCAAAACAGCAGGAUACAAAGUGAUCUGCAGCAUUUAACUGCACUGGAUUCCCAAAUAUAUUACUGGCAGGCCACUAGGGAGAGACACUACACUGUACAGGUAAAAAACAAACCUAAAAGGUGACCAGUACUGGUGGGUCAAGAACGCUGGUUAGAUCAGAAAACAUUAGGAGAUUAAAAAAUGGAACGAUCAUUGGGGGAAUUGUACACAAAUUGACAAUAGCAACUAUAUAUCUGAUGUUUUUUUCCACUAAAGGUGGAUUUCUUUUUUCCUCUAAAAGUAACUGCACUUGACUGUUCCUGUGAACAGGCUGAGCCAACAUUACUCCAUGGCAAAGCGCUGACUGGUUCAGGGUUCGCACUAGAAUCUUCACAAGAUAUGCAGAAGUGAAGAUAUGUGCGUGAUGCUUAAUUGGCUUUAUCUGUCAUGAAACAAUGAUGUAAACCUUGUAGAAAGCAUACGUUUAUAUAAUUUACAUUUUACUGCCAUUUUCCUGUCAAAUCAUAGAGAAGCCUAAAAAAAAAAAAAAAAAGACGCAAAAUCUUACUUUAGUAAGGCGGUUCAUGCAUCAUUACAAAACUGUAAUUGUGUUGCUGGAAAAUGCUGGUUUAAUGUAUUCAUUUUACAGAGGGGCUUUUUUUUUUUUUUUUUUUCGUAUGAGACUUUAAAGAUAGUGUCAGUUUGCUUUAUUUUAUAUUGCCUUUUGUAACGGUUAAGAACAAAGGGAUUUUAUGGCCUCCUCUCUGAAAACCUACUGUAAUAUUCUGUACAGAAUUGUAUGAAAUGAUUUUUUUUUUUUUACCAAGAGGUCACCUGCUAUAGAUUAAGCGCACAGGCUUUUUUUUUAUUUUGCUUUCCUUCCCAAAAUGGCAUGCACCAAAAUAUAUAUAUAUAUAUAUAUAUAUAUAUAUAUAUAAUGUUAGACUGAAUGAUAUAGAUUCUACUUUACUAAGAGGGAGAAGAAAGGGAUAUGAGCUUCGAACUGUCCACUACAUGACAUGUAUAUAGAAUAUUUUUGAAAAAGUUGUAAACCUUGUAAAUAUAGUUACAAACUCAAAUAUACGAAUGGAGAAAUAAGACUGUAAAUAAACAUAAACUGGCGUUUCCUUGA
Molecule: messenger RNA, 4825 nt
Organism: Bufo gargarizans (Asiatic toad)
Lineage: Eukaryota; Metazoa; Chordata; Amphibia; Anura; Bufonidae
Gene: MRTFB
Product: myocardin related transcription factor B
Exons: 18
Coding region: 257-3640 (1127 amino acids)
Biological process (GO): smooth muscle cell differentiation
Source: RefSeq, a predicted model, not a curated record